ACAGUGACUACACUCUGCUGCUUAUCCGGGGAUGUCACACUGCUGCUAUUUUCUCCUCUCCGGUUCCUCUCGCUUUCAGCGUACAUUUCUAGUUGAGAGAAACGGAGAUUAUAAGACACCAAACACAGGCCGAAAAUGGCAGAGCUUGGUACGGGGAGCCUAUCGUUGUGGGAUCCUACUGUUAAUUACCAGGAACAUGAGCUGAAUGAGCGACUGAAGCGGCUUUACCCGGCCGUGAACGAAGAAGAGACCCCUUUACCCCGGUCCUGGAGCCCCAAGGAUAAAUACAGCUACAUCGGGCUGUCACAGAACAACCUGAGGGUCCAUUACAAAGGCCAUGGGAAAAACCACAAGGAUGCCGCAUCAGUACGAGCCACACAUCCAAUUCCUGCUGCCUGUGGGAUCUACUAUUUUGAAGUCAAAAUUGUCAGUAAAGGUCGAGAUGGCUACAUGGGAAUCGGCUUGUCUGCUCAGGGAGUCAACAUGAACAGACUGCCUGGAUGGGACAAGCACUCAUAUGGUUACCAUGGAGAUGACGGCCAUUCCUUCUGCUCCUCUGGGACUGGCCAACCAUAUGGACCAACGUUCACCACGGGUGACGUGAUUGGCUGUUGCGUUAACCUCAUCAACAACACAUGCUUUUACACCAAAAAUGGCAUCAGUUUAGGUGUGGCUUUCACAGACCUGCCGCCCAACUUGUACCCCACUGUGGGGCUUCAAACUCCGGGUGAGAUUGUAGAUGCAAACUUUGGACAGCAGCCAUUUGUCUUUGACAUUGAGGACUACAUGAGUGAAUGGCGAGCGAAGAUCCAUGGUAUGAUUGCUCGCUUCCCCAUUGGAGAAAGACUGGGUGACUGGCAAGCUGUCCUGCAAAAUAUGGUAUCCAGUUACCUAGUCCACCAUGGAUAUUAUGCCACUGCCACAACCUUUGCCAGAGCCACAGAGACAAUGAUACAAGAAGACCAGACAUCUAUAAAGAACAGACAGAGAAUACAGAAGCUGGUGCUGGAAGGACGUGUGGGCGAAGCCAUCGACGCCACUCAGCAACUUUAUCCUGGCCUGUUAGAACACAACCCAAACCUUCUAUUUAUGUUGAAGUGUCGUCAGUUUGUGGAAAUGGUGAACGGUACAGACAGUGAGGUUCGCUGCUUGACCAUCCGCUCUCCCAAGUCCCAGAGCAGUUACCCUGGCUCACCCAAUCUUAGCCCUCGUCAGGGAGCUGGAAAUUCACACUCGCACACAGGAGGUGUAGACAGCCCAACCUGCAGUAAUGGGGUGACGCCCACCAAAAAAUCAAAGAGCCACAGCAGCGUUAUUAGCAGCAUCGUCAAAUACCCCAGCACAUCCUCCUCAGCCUCCUCGUCCACCUCCUCCUCACCUUCAUCCAUCAACUACUCAGAGUCUAAUUCCUCUGACUCUACCAAGAGCCAGCCACACAGCGCCAAUAGCAACCAAGAAACAAGUGACAGUGAGAUGGAAAUCGAAGCAGAACACUACACCAAUGGAGUUGUUGAGGUCUCAUCUGCCCGGAUCAUGAAUGGCACAUAUAAACACGAAGAGAUCCUUCAGCCAGAUGACAACAGCAUUGGCAAUGGUGUCACAGAAGAUGAGGGUUAUAGAAACAGUAGACAACUUUGUGGAGGGAACCAAGCAGCCACAGAGAGGAUGAUACAAUUUGGACGGGAGCUGCAGGCACUAAACGAAAAGCUGUGUCGCGAUUAUGGCAAGAACACAACACACAAGAAAAUGUUGCAGGAUGCAUUCAGUCUGCUAGCGUACUCAGAUCCGUGGAACUGCCCUGUGGGCCAGCAGUUAGACCCCACACAGAGAGAGUCACUCUGCUCCGCACUCAACAGCGCCAUACUGGAGUCCCAAAAUCUGCCCAAGCAGCCUCCUCUGGUGUUAGCACUGGGUCAGGCUACCGAGUGUGUACAGCUUAUGGCUCGGGUCCGGUCUGGUUCCUGCUCCUUUGCCAGAGUAGACAACUUUUUGCUCUAGCCCUUGUGUUGGUUUAUAUGAUGUUGCACUGAAAGAGGGCAAGUCCAGCAGGUAGUUGCCAUAGCUACGGAGAAGAAUGCAUGCGUGUGAUUGGUGUGUUUGGUUGACUAUCAGAAGCGGAGCCAGUGGCCCAGACAAAAGAGCGGAGAGGAGGAGAGUAGAAAAGAAAGCUUCCUUUUUAAUUUAGUAUUAUCAAAUAAACGUGUGACACUAUUUAAAGAAUAUUAAUGCAAUUUCUGUUUAUCUAGACAUUUUAUUUCUUUUUUUGUCAGUUUGUUGUACUCGUUUCCAACAAACAGUUAGUCAUGAUCCCCCUUUUUGUUUUUCAUGGGUGGAUUUGGGCUCCUAAAUAAAUAUUUCACUUUUGAUGUUCACCAUAUCCUGCACCACAAUGUUCACAACCUGGUUACCGUGGUGAUUAUCACACCUGUAGGUCACCCUUAAUAAGAUACAAGUCCCUGAAAUAUACACUUGGAAGUGUAUCCAUGUUGCUGCUGUUAUUUUCACAAUGUAAAUCAGAAGCACUGUUACCUUGCCAGGAGAACUAAACAAAGCCAAGUACUAUGCUAACCCAUUGUGGUCAAGGUGCAGAAGCAAUAUUCUGCCACUUGGACCAUGCCUUUACAUUUCUGUCAAAAAUAGGCAACAUUGUCUACUCAUUUUUGCAAUCUACAUUGUUACUUGCAGUAAAUCCUUUUAAUAAUGUAUUGGUUUUCUGUAUUUUUCUCCCUCCCGGACCGACAUCAAUCACAUGCAUCCAUGGGGAUGAAUUGCUUUAAUUAGUAAAUAGACAUGGAUACAAAUAAUGUUUCCAAUAACUUGGUCCAGUCAAAAACAAAAAAGCUUACGCAUGUGUGAGACUACUACAAAGUGAAUAAUCCAUAUCAAUAUAUAAUGUCAAAAUAUAGCCUAAACUAAUUCACAGCUAGUUAUGGAUGAUUUAGAACAUAAUUUAUUAAUCUGGAGACAUGUUUGCGUCAGAAUUGUACAGAUGGUCCUCAGGUUGCGAACGAGUUCUGUUGGAACGUUUAAUACCAAAAGUGCUGACAAUUUGGUCGGAGUUUCACCUCUCUCGGAGCUGUGAUGUUCAUUUUCACUUCUAUGGUUAUGGCUUUUCUUUUUUGAGAUGUCUUCCCACCAGAGGAGCCUACCUUACGCUUGGGAGACAUAAAGUGCAAAAAGUUCGAUAAGCGAUGUCAUCCGCUCUGUUCAUUGCCUUACAAAUUACACUAACAGUGCAUCAAACCACGGGCAUUAAAAAAUAACAGUUGGAUAACAAAAACACAUAAAAUAAAUCAUUCAGAAAUUGAGAUUAAAGAAAUAAAAACGUAACAGAAAAGGGAUAAAUAAAUUAUUUAAAAAAAAAGAAAA
Molecule: messenger RNA, 3369 nt
Organism: Dunckerocampus dactyliophorus (ringed pipefish)
Lineage: Eukaryota; Metazoa; Chordata; Actinopteri; Syngnathiformes; Syngnathidae
Gene: ranbp10
Product: RAN binding protein 10
Exons: 15
Coding region: 136-1998 (620 amino acids)
Biological process (GO): cell surface receptor signaling pathway; cytoskeleton organization
Cellular component (GO): cytoplasm
Molecular function (GO): protein binding
Source: RefSeq, a predicted model, not a curated record